Messenger RNA from Formica exsecta, 2884 nucleotides. RefSeq names its product sodium channel protein Nach-like. Gene Ontology annotation, molecular function: ligand-gated sodium channel activity. The record is from RefSeq and is a predicted model, not a curated record. Bases 177 to 1799 code for a protein of 540 amino acids. Gene Ontology annotation, biological process: sodium ion transmembrane transport. Gene Ontology annotation, cellular component: membrane. NCBI's taxonomy places the organism in Eukaryota, Metazoa, Arthropoda, Insecta, Hymenoptera, Formicidae. The transcript is spliced from 9 exons.
CAUGUUUGAUCACAAUAUAACUUUCUAGGUGCGAUAAAAUCAACAUGAUUCUGGUCAAACAACAGUAUAAAGCAAUUUAUUGUAGAAGAAACAUUGUCGGUGCGUUAAGCGAAACAUUCUGCAACAGUGAUCACCGAACAAAUAUUAAGAAGUAAGCGUUCUAGCGUGUCUGCGUCAUGAUGUUAAACGUUUCCCGGGCAAAAAGACAUGCAGUGAAUAGAAUUAUAGUAGAUCAAGUAGAUGUCGUGAAGAAGAUAAAUGAUAGAUUAUUUGAUCACUCUAACAUCGAAUCGUAUGACGAUCAAUCGACAGAAAGUACAAAACAAAUUGCCCGUCACUUUCUGCUAGAAUAUCUGUAUGACAGUUCUCUGCACGGCGUGAAAUACUUUCGCAACUUACGUGGAAUAAAAUCCACUGCCCUCGGGAAGAUCUUCUGGACUUUAAUCAUGAUGUGCAGUUUCGCGUUUUUAAGUUGGAUGUUUUGGAAAACCUGGAUACGUUACAGUACUAAUCCAACUCGCACUGUUAUUCAAUCGUUUUACAACCCAAUAGCUAUAGUCCCUUUCCCAGCUGUUACUGUUUGUCCAUUAGUAUCUCCGCUACGUGCAAGACGUGAAGAAGUAUUGCGAAGUUUGCAGUUGCCACCCAACAUGGAUAACAAAACGGCGAUGUUCCUACUCAAAUAUGGGCCCUCAUUUGCGAACGAACAUGUUGCCAGUGGUAGGAAAUACUUGAAAGACUUGCAAGCACUGUUAAAAAUAAACCAUAUGACAUUAUUAAAUUUCUUAAAACUUUUGCGACCUUGCGAAGACUUAUUUGAGUACUGUUGGUGGGACGGCAAUGCAAAGAAUUGUAGCGAAUUGUUUAAAAUAUCUUACACUCAUUCAGGUAUAUGUUGUUCCUUUAACUAUAUUCUCGAAGAUGAUAUACAAAUCGGCAGAGCCAGGGAGUAUACUGAUUUUCUCAGAUCUGUGUUGUUUGGACCAAGAGUCGGUCUUAUUGCUGUUUCAAAACGAGAUUUGAUAGUUAAUAGCGAUGGCAUGGGAGACAAGCCCAUCGAAUUUGCAACAAAUUCCAUCGGUCUUUUGAUAUUUACUCAUCACCCUCAGGAUUUUGUCGGACCCAUAUCUACUAGACAAAUUUUACAAGCAAAUCAAGAAUUGCGGAUCGCUACAAUUCCAACUAGAAAGGAGAAGCUCGCCGGAUAUUACUAUCGAAAUGAACGCGGUGAAUUGGUUCCGCAUUGCGCAGACAAAAAAACUGAAUUGAAAUAUUUUCCUGCAUAUCGAUAUUUAAACUGUUUUACUAGCUGCUCUAUCAGGGCUGUUCUAAAAGCCUGUGAUUGCUUGCCAUAUUAUUACACACCCAUAGCAAAUAAAUAUUCUUUAAGAAUCUGCGAGUGGCAAGAUUUCGAAUGCCUUAACGCGAACAUACAUCAUACACGGAUCAUUCAUAAUACCGUCGAAAAAAAUUUUACGUGUGAAUGUCGAAAUCCAUGCACGAAUACAUAUUACAAAACACGAACUUCCUCACUUUUACUAAAUGGUGUUCAUGAUUUCAAUAUUCUGCCGAUUUACACGAAUCUUACAAAGUCGCAAGCUGUUCUAAGAGUAUAUUUUAAUACUGAAAUAUUUAUACAAAUGAAUACAAUACCGAUUGCCGAUGAAUUAUAUUUGUUAGCAUCCGUGGGUGGCAUAUUUAGUCUUUGCUUGGGAGCCAGUUUUAUAAGCGCCGUGGAAAUUUUUUAUUUUAUUGAAUUAUUUUUUCGUUCUUACUAUAAGGAAAAAAAAUCGAAAUAAUCAUCACCGACCAGAAAUUUUAUUAAUAAAAUGUAUCUAAUGUUAUAUGUAAAAUAGAGAACUAUGUAUAUAUGUAACUAUAUAUGUUGCGCAAUUUGUUAAUUAUAUAUUAUAUAUCUAAUCGUAUAAUCGGAAAAAUAAUUGCGUGAAAAAUGAUUGCCACCGUUAUGCCGACGUUUUUCAGGACACCGCACCGGCCGCACGAAUGCCGCAUCGUCAGCAUCACAAAUCUGGAACGAUUAGAUCUAUUUCGAGCGGUUACUGGAGCGCUGCCGUAACAUUUAAGUCCACGCCCGUGAAAAGAUCUACUACUACUACGAGUCUCCUAUAAUCAUGUCUGAUAAUCUUUAGAACCAAGUCGUGUAGAAAAAUAUGAUCUAUAAACUAUACUAUUAUAAUUUUUGAUCCUCCUUUAGGUUUAUUUUUUCUCGGUGGUAUCAUGUGAUGUGUGUGCAUCAAUUUUCAUUAAAUAUACUUCGUUUAAUAUAUAUAGUUCGUCAUCGACACCUGCACGCACCUGUUUAUUAAUGUUGGCAUUAAUAUAAGCGAUAUGCUCGAAAUAGCAACAUGCAGAUAUAAAAUGUUGCGAUAUGAUCACGGAAGAUCACAGAGAUGAUUUAUCGAAAUAAAAGAAAUGGCAAAAAAAGAAUAUAAAAGCACCCGACACGUUAAACGGCGGUAAACUUGAUAUUUAAUUUCGCGAAUAUAUGAGACAUAAAAAUUGUUGAAUAAGACGAUGUGUGAAAAAGAGAAGAUACUUUGUGGAUGCGAAGGUAGAUAUUUAUAUCGUGAAGAAUAUUUCAGAAGUUUCGAAUAAAACAAACAAGUAAUUCGAUACUCAAGUCAUACGAUCUCAGAAAUCUCAGCCUUAUGCAACAUUUGAAAGCUUUUCGUUAAUGCAGCGCACGCUAAUUGCUACCCAGCAUUGAAAUGUGUACUAAUCACGUCAUCUAUUUUCGUGAAUGCUGUCGAAAAUACUGAUUUAGUUCUACGUGAACGUAUGGUCGAACUUUGAGAGCUGGAAGCGUCGACUAUUUUUGGAGUAAACGCCCACGUAUCUUUCGCAUACCUUCCGCGUUUCUAUA